GAUAGCAAUGCAAAACUCCAGUUACAUCCUCCGCUCCAUCGUACAAUGCAUGAACCGGGCCACGACUUUGGACUGGGUUUACGUAGCCUGUUACACGCCCAUGCAGGAGGGAGGGGAAUGCUCCCUCUGGGGGCAAAAAGCCUCAGUUGGUCUUUCAGCGGAUUCAGGAACACAACAAUCUCACUGCAAGCUCUUCUACCAAGAUGAUGGCUGCGUGCUGGCGAACGGCUCCCUGGUGGCGACGGGGGCGACGUUCCCCAGCGCUCAGUACGCCGACCUGCGCGACGUUUGUCAGCUCAACGGGCAACUCCUGCGUGAGCUAACAUUGCCGGCAUAA
Molecule: messenger RNA, 337 nt
Organism: Hyalella azteca
Lineage: Eukaryota; Metazoa; Arthropoda; Malacostraca; Amphipoda; Hyalellidae
Exons: 2
Coding region: 8-337 (109 amino acids)
Source: RefSeq, a predicted model, not a curated record